Chironomus riparius is the source of this 1209-nucleotide messenger RNA. NCBI's taxonomy places the organism in Eukaryota, Metazoa, Arthropoda, Insecta, Diptera, Chironomidae. The record is from the annotation of a GenBank genome assembly.
AUGUCGCUUAUAUUUCUUUUAAUUUUGUUUAAUGUGAUAAGUGCAGAGUGGGUAAAGUUGCCGAAUAUUUCGCCAACAACUCAAGUGCCAAAGGUCGUAUUUAAACUUGCACAACCUAUAAAAAAUUCUUUUUUAUCUUCGGAAAUCUUAAAUAGUGUAAUUUCGUUACCUUCUUCAACAACAGAAACUUCAAUUUUAGAAAAUAACUUAUCCACAAGAAAAUCUUAUGUGCGACAAUACUUUCAAACCACAGUAACAUCACAUGUUCUAAAUGUUUUAGGAAAUUUAUCAAAUGUUACAAACAACGAAGAACAAUUAAAACCAGUAAUGCUUCAACCAAAUGAAAAUAAUAAAAAUCGAGUGAUAUAUUUCAACAAAACUGUGCAAAUGAAUGUAAUUCCAGUAAAAACCUAUCAAAUAAUGUUGAACAAGACUGAUGAGAAAUUUGAAAAUAAUAAUAGCAAUUACUAUGAAAGUGAUGAUGAUGGAAUGGCACUUGUUGACAACGAAACUGAGGAUGUGUACUAUGACGAUGAAUAUUAUUAUGAGGAUGAAGAUCAAACCACAAAAUUUAAUCCUUUUUUGAAAAAAGUAACAUCGUCUACAACAGCACUGCCACCAAAAACUCAUAAAAAGAAGACUUUAAAUCAAAAGCUUCAGCGACGUACAGUAAUUCAAAUGAUGAAUUCAAAGCAAUAUAAACCUUUUGGUGAUGUUAGCUUUCCAAGUUUUAUUAAAUUUCUGAGAAAAAUUCAAGAAUCUUUCGCAAUAAGAACAGCUAAAACUAUUGGAGAUAAAAUAAAAAUGCUGGUGGGCUUUCGAGAUCAAUUAAUGGUCACAAUUAACAAACAAAUAAGAAGACUCUGGAGAGGAAAUCAAGCAAAAGCUAGUUCAAAAAAGUCUUCUGGAAGUAGAAGAUCAAAAAGAACUUUAGGUUUAGAUCACGGUCAUGGGUCUGGUGCAAUGGAUUUUCCAUCUGCUGAAGGUGCACUUUUAAGUAUCUGUUUUUUAACCUUUGCCGUUUUUCUUAUAAAGCUUGUUCUACAAGUUAUACAAACAAUCAAAAUGAAAAAAGCGAUGUGGGCAACACAAAUGAUGAUGGGAACUGAAAAUGUUGUUAUCAAAAGGCAGCGAAGAAGUACUGAUGAUGAUUUACAAAAAUUAGUUAAUAUUUAUGAUUCGAUUGAAAAGUUAAGAUUAAAAUAUUAA